UCUGCAAACCCGUAUGGUAACAAGAGCUGCUAUGCAAAUAAAAUGCUACCGGCAUGGCAGUAGUUUGAAGGAAGGGCAAAAUCAAGCCCUAACGUGAGCAGAAUUCAUACAAAGGCAGACGGGGGUAGAAAAUGUUGCCACGAAGAAUAUGGAAUGAGAUGAGAUCACAGCAUCAGUCUGUCCUUUGUGGACCUGGACAAUGAUCACAGAGCCAGAUGGGAUUAGCGAAACCUAUUUACCAGAAGUUCAGAGCAGUUGCAUGAAGCCGAAAGGCAGCCAGGAGAGAGAAGUGAAAAAUGCACCAGAUUUACAGCUGCAGUGAUGAAAAUCUAGAAGUCUUCACUGUGAUUUCUUCCAAAUCAUGUAGCCCAGUUAGAAGAAAAACCAAAAGUGCACAGUGUGUCCUAUCAAAAAAGGUGGUGGCCCUAUCUGACUACCAUCCUCCAAGGGCAGAGGAGCUGUCGCCACAUAAAAGAGAUCUUGUUCAAGUCUUCUGCAAAGAUGAAGGUGGGCAAGAUUUCAGACAGACGCCGAAGAGACAGCAAGCAUCUUUCUCCAGUCCUACAAAGUGCACUACAACACAGACAGGAAUAACUAAACAACGGUCAUUCUGCUGUAGCAAUAGUCAAUCGGAUACAAAAACUUUGCAGCCUCAAGCAUCCCCAAUAUCAAAUCACAUUGCAAAACGCAUCACAGCCACAGAACCAGCAACAAAGAAUUGCAUUUUUGCAGAACAGCAUGGAAAGCCCUCUCGAAAAAACACUGAAGACAACAUCAGCGCAGUUCAAGGCAGCGAGGCUUCCUUACCCUUGACAGGCAGCACUUUGUAUGGCACGCCCAGCCUCCUGCGAAAAAUAUGGAUGAAGCAUAAAAAGAAAUCGGAGUACCUGGGGGCCACCAAUGGUGCCUUUGAAGCCGACUGACAAGCCUCAGCAUUGCUCUUUGACAAAGGACUAAAUGCUAUUAUGUUUAUCUGCUAAAGAAAGCAGUGCCCACCACACUUUUCGAAGGAAAUAAUUGCUGAAUUUACAAGGAAGAUAACAAAAAGGACUGCAAACUAUGCAAACAACUCAGUUCAUGUUUUUCUUUCAUACACAUUUCUGAUUGCUGAUUUGGAUGUGUGAUCAGACAUCAUCCCAAUAUUUUUGCUUCUCUCCCGAUUCACUUGGGUUAAUUAAGAGAAGGCUUAGAUAGUUACCAUAAUACCACCAAAUCUCAAUUCCAGUGUGCAAUUUCAAGUAAUCAAGCAAAUUGAUUGUAUAUGGCUACUCCUGAAAAUGAUAUAACCAAGUUGGCAGUUUCCUAACACUCACUUUCCAGGGAAAUCUUUCAAUUUGAGCUUAUUGGGCUGAGGAACGCUUGAGAAUAACAGGAUUCUUUUACGUGCUCUAAACCUGGUUCUCAAACUUUGAGUCUUUCAUCUUUUAUGGACUUCAGAUCCCAGAAGAUUCAGUCCCAUCUACGAUGCCAUAUAAUGCAGUUUAAACUCAUACAAUGCAGUUCAAUGCAAUUAAAUAAUAAUAACACUUUGUUUAUAUUCCGCCCUAUCACCCCAGGGGACUCAGGGCGGAUCACAGUACACAUACAGGUCAAACAUUCAAUGCCAUUUUAGACAGACAGAACAGAAAAGAGGUAUGUUGUGUCGACAUCCAGCUUUUUAAUUUUUUGUGCCUUGGAGGUUGUGCUCGAAUCCAGCCACAGGGGGUGCUGUCGCUCCAUCUUCUAUGAUGAAGAGCCAUCAGAAUUUCCUCCUUCCUUUUGGUCACCAGGCAUUUUCUGAUCUUUUUCUUUAUGGAGUCAUGAAAUACCUCCCCCACUUCUUUAGUGGCUCCGAAUUUCUCUACUUACAGCUCAAGCUGUUUUCAAACUGCUUAGGUGAACAGUGAGCCAGGCUGAGAGUUGGAAGCUCAUGCCGAUCUGGGGCUUUGAACUGGCAACCUUUUGGUUGUUAGAUCUUUACCAGCUGCAUUAUGAAACUGCAUUAUAUGGCAGUGUAGAUGGGGCUCCUGGUCACCUCCGCUUCUGUUGAGAGAUUCUGGGAGCUGAUGUCCAAAAUACCUCAAAGACCAAAGUUUGAGAGACACUUUUUCAAAGGACAAAAUUUUAGGACAUCUGAGGCAAUAACCAGACCUCAAUUUGUGAUUUGCUACUGUAGUCUAUGUUGGUAGGAAUCAAAGACAUAACCAAGUUGAUCUGAAUCAGUAUGAAAAGGGAUCUUGUAACAUGCAUCUGAUGAAGCUGACUGAGUCUACAAAAGCUUAUCCUACCAACUUCUUUCUUUCAGUUAAGUUUCAAAAGUGUUAUAAGAUUCCUUUGCAUAAUAAUUGCACUGAGACAGGAUCCCACAACCUGGUUCCUUGCAAAUAUGUUGAACUGUGGCUCCCAUACGAUGUGCUGUGGGCGUUCAAAUAUGUUGAACUGUGGCUGAAUACGAUAGUAUUCAGCCAUGCUUCCUGGGGCUGUGGGGAGAUACAUUUCAACACAUUUGAAGAGCACUGAGUGCGGGAAGACUCUGAGUAUGAGGCCACUAUGCAACUGUGAAUGAGAAGCUCAGCCGUGAUAAUGUUGUUCAAAGCCCUUCUUCUUUACCACUCCCAUCUUCCUGUCAAGGAAACUGGAUUAUAUAACACUGUAGACUUGUGUAAUCCAGUGUAAAGCAGAUAAUCAGGAUUCAGAAACUGGAUUAUAUGGCAGUGUAGAUCCAGCUUGUUUGUAAACAAAAACAGUAAAAUCUCAUCAUGGGUGAAUUAAAAUGUACUCACAUCUGCUGAAACUGUCUGCUGCCAGACUUCUUUACUAAUAUUUGUGUUUAAGAACAGUGUGUCAAUGACUACUUAGCAGGCAAGCCUUGUGCAUUCAGACAUUUCUACCUUAGAUUUUGGAUACAGUCAUAUAAUAGCUUUAAGCAGAAUAAAGGAGAGCGAGGAUAUAUGAUUGCAUAUUCUACCUGAUAAUUCUUGUCUUGUAAAAUACUUCUAAUUUAUUUAAUUUAUAUGUCAGCUAUGACAGAAUUACAAAAAAGGUGUUGAUUUAAUUUAUAUCCCUUAACAUUGCUGGAAGUCUUUGUGUGUAGCAAGUACUUGUUGGAUUAUUCCAAAUAAAGUGUGUUCUUUAUAUACA
This is a messenger RNA of Anolis sagrei ordinatus, 3120 nucleotides long. RefSeq names its product vexin (gene VXN). Gene Ontology annotation, biological process: neurogenesis; neuron differentiation. Lineage: Eukaryota; Metazoa; Chordata; Lepidosauria; Squamata; Anolidae. The record is from RefSeq and is a predicted model, not a curated record.